Molecule: messenger RNA, 1056 nt
Organism: Suillus fuscotomentosus
Lineage: Eukaryota; Fungi; Basidiomycota; Agaricomycetes; Boletales; Suillaceae
Product: YjeF N-terminal domain-containing protein
Exons: 7
Coding region: 70-789 (239 amino acids)
Cellular component (GO): mitochondrion
Molecular function (GO): NAD(P)HX epimerase activity
Source: RefSeq, a predicted model, not a curated record
AAUAUUAUAUUUGGGUUUGGACUUUCUGCGAAUUUCAACUUCCCACAUUCCCUCUAGAAAUCAACCUAUAUGUCCAUCCGUUACCUUACCGCGCAGCUGGCCCAACAGAUUGAUGAGGAGCUUAUGAAUGCUGUUGGGGCGUUCAGUUUGGAUCAGUUGAUGGAGCUGGCUGGGUUGGCCUGCGCCCAAACGCUAUCUACAGUGUACAGCAAGGAAAAGUAUCCGAAAGUCUUGGUAUGUUGUGGACCAGGAAACCAAGGAGGAGAUGGAUUGGUUGCGGCUAGACAUCUUGGGAUGUUUGGUUACAAGCCAACGAUAUACAUGCCCAAGCCAGGCUCAAAAGACAUCUAUAGGCGCCUGCAAAAACAAUGCAUCAACAUGGACAUCCCCAUCGUUCCACCUGCAGCAUCUGCUGAGGAGCUGCCUCACCUCCUUCAGUCCUCGAACCUUAUCCUGGACGCCAUUUUUGGGUUUUCGUUCAAACCGCCAGUGCGGGCACCGUUUGAUGAUGCACUGAAGCUUAUAUCUGCAUCCGGGCUCCCGAUUGUCUCGGUGGAUAUUCCAAGUGGAUGGGAUGUCGAACUCGGAAAUGCAGAAGGCGUCGGGUUGAAUUCUGACGUCCUGAUCAGUCUGACAGCGCCAAAGGUAGGAGCGAAAUACUUCAAGGGAAGACAUUUCCUCGGAGGGCGUUUCGUACCAAAGGCAAUGCAGGAGAAGUUCCAGCUCAACCUUCCUGAGUAUCCUGGAUUCGAUCAAAUUGUGGAACUACCGAGGAACUAUAUAAUGUAGCUUUAUCUAUGGUAUUAUGACAUGGGUAGGAGUGAUAUGACGGUUGCACUGUCAAAUAUGAAUGCACCCAUCAGACAAACGACGCCGCUCACGGCAUGAUUUAAAUUUUCCUCUUUCCAGCUUCCUACGAUAUUUACAUGAUGGUUUCAACUCGUCGAGAGCUUCAUGGGUAUACAACAACGAUAGCGGACACCACAGGAUGAAAUUUGACGACUCAAUGAUUCCUAUGAGUGUAUGUCAGUACAGUACAUAACUUAAAGUUGAACC